Molecule: messenger RNA, 1947 nt
Organism: Arctia plantaginis
Lineage: Eukaryota; Metazoa; Arthropoda; Insecta; Lepidoptera; Erebidae
Source: the annotation of a GenBank genome assembly
AUGAACGAUGAAAAGCUUAGCAGUGAUAAGGUUCCGCAUAAGUUCGCGGAAUGGCUUUUGUCAAUGGGAUGCCCGUCUGAUAAAGUGCCUUCAGUAGAUAAACUUGCGGAAAUGUGUAGAGGACAAUACUAUAUGGUAUGGCGUAGUUUAAUAGAACAUGUCGACCAAAGAGAUUCUAUAAGACAGAAACGAAUGCAGGUGUUCGUUGACGAUGUCAGGAAAUGUCAAAAGAGGAAUGCUUUCUGUAAGCCAGAUCCUAGUGUAAUAGUACCAGAAGAAUUAUCACUGUGGAAAGAAGAGACCGAACUUAGAGAAAAUUUGGAAGCUGCUGAGGUCAGGGUUGUGCAACUAAAGAAAGAGUGCAAUCAAUUAGUGAACAAGGUGUCUAGUAAAUUAUCUCAUCGGAAUCUUGCUCGUGAAAGAGUUGAAAGUUCACAACGCCGUGCAUGGUUACUACAACAAGUAGCUGACGAGCUUCGCAACAAGAAAGCAAACCUUGUGGAGACAAGGUCUAUUGCAGAGUCUCUGUGUUAUCACGAGGACACUGCCGACAUUGGAAGCAAGUUGGACAAAUCCAGCCUACGACUAAUAACGCGCGCGCCCUCAGUCCCAGUGUCUGCUAACCCACUGCAGAGUUCUAUCUUAUCCAACAACGGCGAUCUCAACGAUUCGGAGGACUUCAUAUCUCUGGUGAAAUGCAGUGGCGAAGUGCUGUGGCCUCAGCUAUGCGAGCGUCGUGCUGCGCUCAUCUCAGCUCUCAGUGUCACCAACGUGUCUGAUAACACUGCUGAAAAUAAAGGGGUGACCCCACAGUGGGUACUGUCGCACACGGCGUCCCUGCACACGUCGCUGGCGCUGGACGCGCUCAAGCAGCGCGCGCACGUGCAGCAGGCGCGCGCCAGGCUCGCCGAUGCGCUCACGCAACUAAACGAGUACGUGUCUGGCGACUCGUGCGAGGUGCUGGUGUGUCGCAGCGAGCAAGCGCGCGUGUCGGCACGCGUCACCGCCCUACGAGCCAUGCUCGAUGACGUCACGGCACGGAGGGGGGCCUUCGCUACCGUAGGCGAUGACGCCUCCACCACCAACACUGGUAAACAGAUCAACGUUAUCGAUAAGAGCAUUGAAAGUAAACGAGAUGAACUAAGAAGAGUGAUAACUUCUCUCGCUAUCACUGAGAGAAAGAUCCAGAAUGUCCGCGAGUGUCUCAUCACCGUGUUCAACAGUUUUCACACCGAAGGCUACUCGGACAGAUCCAUUGACCGGUUUGGAAGUCAAUUAUCAAUGCCCCAGGAAUCUAUAACGACUCUUCGGCGCUUUUACGAAGAGAACAGAGAGAAAACGAGAAAUAAAGUAGAAUUGAGUUUAGAAUUCGACACGGAGGAGAAUUGCUCUUACAGUGAUGGAGAUAACCAUAAUCCGAAAUUCAUUGAUGAACUGAAAGUGUAUCUAAACAAAUUUAACUUGGCAAACAAUCGAAAACUUAUUUUGGAAAGCGGUGAGAAAAUCUGGAUAUUUGAGAGUCUAAAAGCCUCGAUCAACCGCCUCCACACAAGACUGCAAGACAACGACCUAUCAUGUUCAAUCGUAUGUCCGUCUGUCAGCUUGACUAAGAACCUCCAGCAAGUGGUACAACUGGUACAUAACAGGGAGGAAAUGAGCAUCAAGUUGAAGGAGUUUGAGGGUAGAGAGAAAAAGGAUAUGCUUAUAGACAUUACGUCACAAUUGGAAGAAGAACAAAAAAUCACGGACAAAAUAAAAAAGCGCCUCAACGAGAAUCUUCUGAGCCUACAGAAGACUGCCAAAACGUUGGAUUUGGGGCAAGAAAACUUGAAGCUUUGGUCAGAGAACCAAAUGAGAAAAUAUAUAUCUAAUAGCCGGACCGUUGAGGGUAGGACUUAUAAAGAUUAUGAGUCAUAUUAUGUGGAAAACUUGAAUUUAAAUAUUUGA